Molecule: messenger RNA, 756 nt
Organism: Penicillium crustosum
Lineage: Eukaryota; Fungi; Ascomycota; Eurotiomycetes; Eurotiales; Aspergillaceae
Exons: 2
Coding region: 1-756 (251 amino acids)
Source: RefSeq, a predicted model, not a curated record
AUGUCAAUUAAUUCUUCUCUCGACCCCCGCUCUGAUAACAACUACUCUUCUCGCACCCCCGUGAUUAUCAUUGGCGCGAUAGCUGGCAGCCUCAUCUUCCUAGCAAUGACUGGAAGCUUACUAUAUCUCUUCUCGCGAAAAGAACGGGCCAGAAGAAGAAACGCCCAACAACCCGAGGAUUUUUCUCCUCUUGAACCUCCGCCAGCCUAUAAAACGGACGAACUAGGCACACCCAGAGGUCUCCACUCUCAACCCCGGCCCUUGUCCACCUUCGCGCCGGACUACAGUCGCCAGGCCCAGUACGCGCAACAGUACCAACAGCAACUGUCUCGGCCUUCAUAUGAUCAACCUCCAGUAUACCCCACACUGCCAACAUAUGAUCCGUCACGAUAUCAACCUAUUCGGCCAACGUCCAUGGUGGGCGAUAUUAACGCCCACACCUAUACCUAUAACCCCACCAAUCAUGCCAAUCCACACCCCGGUCCCUCUUCCCGCCUGAGUGCAGUUCACUACGGUGACGCCAGGCUAGCAACCUCCCGUCCGGUUUCAAUGGCGGACUAUGGGCCUCCAAUUGGUCCUGUAGCUGUUCCAAAUAGGUCGAGGCAGCAGGCAGCUAUGCCACCUCCACCGGAGCCGAACAGACAGGAACGCAGGGACGGGAGGGAGAGGAGUGCAUCUGAGCCAAUGCCGUCGGGCCAGACUAUCCCAAAACAACCUAAACCCGUUUUGUCGCGGCUGAUCACCAAUUUCCGUUGA